Molecule: messenger RNA, 837 nt
Organism: Dichotomopilus funicola
Lineage: Eukaryota; Fungi; Ascomycota; Sordariomycetes; Sordariales; Chaetomiaceae
Exons: 3
Coding region: 1-837 (278 amino acids)
Biological process (GO): nucleotide-excision repair; DNA replication; double-strand break repair via homologous recombination
Cellular component (GO): DNA replication factor A complex; site of double-strand break; chromosome, telomeric region
Molecular function (GO): single-stranded DNA binding
Source: RefSeq, a predicted model, not a curated record
AUGGCAUCCUACGGAGGCUAUCAACAAACAGGCUAUGGUAGCCAAGGGGGCGAUAAUGCGGGUGGUUUCAGUCUCGGGUCACAACCAGGCGGGAGUCAAGGAGGUAGCGGUAACAACAAGAGGAACUUCGCCGACGACACCCUCCGCCCUUUGACCGUCAAGCAGAUCGUCGACAUCAAGGAUCGAUACCCCGGCGGCGAGAUAGUGAUAGAUGGCCAGGCGGUGACACAGUUGACGCUGGUGGGCCAAGUGCGGUCGGUGAAUUCGCAAAACACCCACAUACUGUACCACAUCGACGACGGUACUGGUAUGAUGGACAUCAAGAGGUGGGUUGAGCUAUCCAAUCAGGAUAACAUCACUCGCUUCGCCCCGGACACGUACGUGCGCAUCUACGGCAACAUUCAGACCUACGAAGGUAAGCGCCUCGUCACCGCCCACUACAUGCGCGCCAUCGAGGACUUCAACGAGGUCAACUACCACCUGCUCGAGGCGACCUAUGUACAUUUGAGCCUGACCAAAGGCACCGCGGCGGGCGGGGGCGAUCAGGGCGGCGACAGCAUGGAUACGAGCGGGGAUGGCUUGUUUGUGGAUAACAGGGGCGCAGGAGGAGAUGCCGCGCUCCAGCAGAAGCUCGGGCCCUGCAGUCGCAAUGCGCGGACUGUGUUCCUGUAUCUGUCUAAGCAAGAGUCUGAGGGCACACAUCUAAAUCAGGUGGCGGCCGGGACUAAGUUGACUGCUGGGGAUAUUAUGGCCGCGACGGACGAGCUGUUGGGUCACGGUCUCGUUUACACCACCAACGACGACGAGACAUGGGCGAUCAUGGAGACAUACGAUUGA